AGUUAGAGACUUUUCUCGUCGCCAUUUUCUGUCGCAGAAGUGGUCUCCUGAAUCGCUCAGCUACUUCUUUUUAUCUUGUGCCUCGGUGCCGUUUGAAAACUAAAUCAAAUUACAUACUUGCGUAAGACGCUAAACUACUUCAGAAGAUGUCUACCGAGCAGACCGAAAGCGCCGCCGAAAAUGUAGGCCAGCAGCAGGCGCCUCAGCAGCAGCAGGCGCCUCAGCAGCAAGCGCCUCAGCAGCAGGCGCCACCGCCGCAGCAGCAGCCCCAGCAGCCGCAGCAAGGAGAACUGAAUGGAAAAGCCAAGCAUGAGCCAAAUUCAAGCCGGAAGGAGAGGCCCCAGAAGCGAGGUGGAGGUGGGCGCUACGAGCCCUAUGGAAAUGCAAACAAAAGAUACCGCGUCUUUGUCAGCAACAUCCCGUAUGAUGUGAAGUGGCAGGCCCUAAAAGACCUGAUGAAAGACAAAGUGGGUGAGGUAACGUACGUGGAACACUUAAUGGACGCAGAAGGCAAAUCGAGGGUAAGUGCAAAUACAUACAAAUAAAAAUAUGAAUAAACCUAGACAAAGCUGUUUGUGUCAGCUUUGGUUUCUUUUUUUUCCUUGUUGGGAAUUGUUCAGAAAACUGGCGGAGUGUGAAAUGGUGACAUGUCAGGCAUGUUAUGGUGUCGCCUGUGGCAAUGACUCGAAGCGCCCUGGAGGGUUGAUUCUCUUUUAUAAAAGGACAGCUUCUUUGUAGCCAAUCCUUUGGGAUUGCUGUAGCUGAUAAUGUCCUUUUUGGUUGCUGGAAUUCCUCCUAGUCUGCAAAAGGUUGUUACAAGGCUGUUUUAGAAGGUUGUUAAAUGUAACUUAUCUUGAACUGUUUUACUGGAAGUCACCUCCAAUAUCUUAGUGGGGAAUCCUAUUUCACUGUGGAUUUUCUUCCCUUUUGGAUGUUGGAAAAUUAGUGUUCAUAUUCACCACUUGCCUGGAUUGUGUUAAUGAUGGAAAAAAUGUGAGUUGUUAAUGUAAUUUUAUUUGGAAGAACAGAGCUGUGGCCAAGGAUGUAGGUUUGUGUGAAUUCUUGAAUGUGCAUGAGAAUUUUUUAUGUAUUCAUUGUGUCUUCAUCUGUUCAAAUUAUUGCUGUUACUAAUUUUGACUUUUCUCCAAUUUUGGUGCGGCCUCUUCUGAUGAUUUCUUUCAAAGGGUUGUGCUGUUGUUGAGUUCAGGACUGAAGAGCUAAUGAAGAAAGCUGUUGAGAAGGUCAACAAGCACAACCUCAAUGGACGACCUCUGAAAGUAAAAGAGGACCCUGAUGGUGUGAUUGCUCAAAGGGAAAUCAAUAAAUCACAAGGUGGAGGCCCUCCAGGUGGACAUGGUGGAAUGGGGGGAAUGGGUGGAAUGGAUCGCAUGAACAUGGAUCGAAUGGGUCCUGGACCAAAUGGCUCCAUGGUCAACAUUCCACCAAGCCUGAUGAACAACCCCAACAUCCCUAAUGAGAUCAUCCAUGGUCUCCAGGCUGGCAGGAUUGGCAGCACUGUGUUUGUGGCUAAUCUUGACUACAAAGUGGGCUGGAAGAAGCUGAAAGAGGUUUUUUGUAUGGCUGGUAUGGUGGUGAGGGCUGACAUUCUUGAGGACAAGGAUGGGAAAAGUAGAGGCAUGGGCACAGUGACAUUUGAUAUGCCCAUUGAAGCAGUCCAAGCUGUCUCUAUGUUCAAUGGACAGCUGUUAUUCAACAGGGUCAUGCAUGUUAAACUGGAUGAGAAGUCCCUGCCCAAAGAUUUUGGUCCUCCUGAGAGAGCUAAUACUCUUCCCCGCGGCCUGAGUGGUGUUGGUUUGGGCCUGGGGCCUGGUGGCCAGCCCAUCGAUGCUACCCAACUUAACAGAGGUGGUGGUGGUGGUGGUGGUUGUGGAGGCAUGGGCAAUAUGGGCCCAGGAGGAAUGGAUGGAAUGGGCUUUGGCAACAUGGGAGGUCGCAUGGGGGGAGGAAUGGACAACUUUGGAGGAUUGAACAAUAUGGAUCGAUUUGGUUCUUCAGGAAUGGGCAGAAUGAAUGGUAAGGAGAUGGACCGGGGGAUUGGUGGUGCUUUUGACAGGGAGUUUGGGCGAAAUGAAAUGGGAAUGUCUCGUAAUAAUUUUGGAGACUCGUUUGAAAGAGGAAUGGGAGGUUCCCUGGGCAUGGAUCGUAUGAGCUCUGGCAUGGACCGCCUAGGAACUGGCAUGGACCGCAUGACUGGAAUGGACCGCCUGGGCAUGGACAGGAUGGACCGUGGCUCCGACCUGGACAGAAUGGGGUCCGGCUUCGACCGAAUGGGCUCAGGGAUGGACCGGCUGGGACCCAGUAUGGACCGGCUAGGACCUGGCCUGGACCGCAUGAGCUCCAACAUGGAUCGCCUUGGACCAACUGGGUUUGACCGCUUAGGCCCGUCUGGUUUGGAUCGCAUGGGUUCUGGCAUGGACUUUGGGUCCCAAAUGAAUAUGGAUCGCAUGGGCAACACCAGCCUUGACAGAAUGGGCAGCAGCUUUGACCGUUUCCCUUCUGGAAGCCUCGACCGCAUGAGCUCUGGCAUGGACCGGAUGGGAUCUGGAGGUGUAGGUGGCCAGUUUGAUCGCUCUGGUGAUUUGGAUCGUGGUUUUGGUGGCAAUUCCUUUGGAGGAACUGGAACCGGUGGGCCUGGAACUGGAGGAAGCAAUGUCAGGAAGGGUUGCCAGAUCUUUGUAAGAAAUCUGCCCUUUGACUUCACCUGGAAGAUGUUAAAGGAUACCUUUAACACAUGUGGCAUGGUCCAAUAUGCCGAUAUAAAAAUGGAGAAUGGGAAGUCCAAGGGCUGUGGAGUAGUCCGCUUCGACAGCCCUGAAACAGCUGAGCGUGCCUGCCGAACCAUGAAUGGCUAUCGGCUGAAUGGAAGAGAGAUCGAUGUUAGGAUUGAUCGUAAUGCAUGAGUUAUCUUAUAGCUUAUAGUCAGCAAUGUGCUUCUCUGUAUCAUCUGAAUCACUCAUCAGCAUAUUAGACUCAGUUUGUUAUCUGUGAUGGUGAAAAUGUUUUUAGUUAGAAAUUUGUAACAAUGAAACUGUUUUAGUUUCCAAGUUUUUUUUUUUAUUUUAGAGACCAAACUUUUAAUUUUUUUUCCUCCUUACCGUUCACCUGUCAUUGCCUUUGUUGUUUUGAUAAAUAAACCUUGAUAUUUGAAACGUG
This is a messenger RNA of Betta splendens (Siamese fighting fish), 3174 nucleotides long. It is a transcript of the gene hnrnpm, whose product is annotated as heterogeneous nuclear ribonucleoprotein M. NCBI's taxonomy places the organism in Eukaryota, Metazoa, Chordata, Actinopteri, Anabantiformes, Osphronemidae. The record is from RefSeq and is a predicted model, not a curated record. The coding region runs from base 1221 to 2921 and encodes 566 amino acids. Gene Ontology annotation, cellular component: post-mRNA release spliceosomal complex; cytoplasm; nucleus. Gene Ontology annotation, biological process: alternative mRNA splicing, via spliceosome; regulation of mRNA stability involved in response to oxidative stress. The transcript has 15 exons. Gene Ontology annotation, molecular function: mRNA binding.